UGAAAUGGUUGGGUGACUCGUUAUUCAACAGGCGGGGGAGUAGGCAGAAUGCCCAACGUUCGGAAAAGUCUUUCGAUUUAUAGAAAGACCCUGGUUGAAUAGACCGCAUGACAAGUAGAAUAGCAAGAGAGUACGGGUCACUUACAUGUAUACGCCCAGUUCCUUUUUACCUCUACAAGAAGAAACUAGUAGCAUUCCAUCGAUUGAAAAAGGUGGACCAUAUCCUAAAGAACUUUAGACUAUACAGCAGUCCAGAAUUAGUCAACGACGAUAACAGAAAUGUUUGGUAAUACAGUGCGAAGACAUGUGACGAUUUCACGCUUUUUCAAUGCUGUGAGCGAUGAACGUCUGUCUUCGGUCUUAGUUGGAGAUCCAUUUUGCAGACUCCGGACACAGAGACCUGUGUUUCAGCGUCCUUUUACUUCGACCACGGAGGGGAUCCAAGGGGUCACUAUACGCCGAGGAAGAAUAGAAGAUGUCCCUGGGGUGUGGCAACUUUCAGAAGAAGCCAUGUGGAAUACACAUCAAGACAUGAUUGAAACCCUCUUCAAAAUGUGUGAAAAUGGCUGGACUGUCGCGGAAAAGGACGGAAAAGUUGUGGGUUGCUGUUUGACACACGACUUUAAUGAUGACCUGACUACAGGGGGUCACUUUAUAGUGUCGCCAAAGAUGCGCGGUUAUGGUGUAGGGGGACAAAUACUGAGAAACAUUGCAGAGGAAUAUGGCGAAAGAAAUAUUCAUUUUAGUUCCAUUUCGUACAUGAUAGAUACAUAUGAAAGAUACAACGGUGCUCCGCUCUCUCGUGGAGACACGGGAGGAAAAUAUUUCGGCGUCUUCAAGGACAUCCCUCUUCCACCGGAUGCCUUACGCAAAUACCAUCUAUCUGACCUGCGCCAAGUUGAACUGUCGGACCUCAUUGAAUAUGAUACGUCAUUCCACGUGGUACCAAGACCGGAAAUGCUGAAGAUUUGGCUUGGCCAAACAACGGCAGAAACGCUCGUCUUGUUGGAGAAGGGAAAGAUAGCCGGUUACGGAUCAAUCAGGCCUGCUAUGAACGGUUUCUACCUUGGACCCCUCUAUGCAGAAAAUACGAUCGGAACCCUGGUUCUCUUCAAGGCUUUGGUGGACCUCAUUCCACGAGAUUCCAACGUCGAUUUUUUUCUGCCACAUGCGAACGAAGCGGGUCAACUGAUUCUGAAGGCCAACGAAAACACCGUAGGUUUGUACGACACUUUUCACAAAUGUGCUAGGAAAAGUUAUAUUCCAGUACUAAAAUGGAAUAAUGUAUUUGCAUUACUCUUUAACGAGUGCGGACUGUGCUAA
Lingula anatina is the source of this 1323-nucleotide messenger RNA. RefSeq lists its product as uncharacterized. Gene Ontology annotation, molecular function: acyltransferase activity, transferring groups other than amino-acyl groups. The record is from RefSeq and is a predicted model, not a curated record. NCBI's taxonomy places the organism in Eukaryota, Metazoa, Brachiopoda, Lingulata, Lingulida, Lingulidae.